Messenger RNA from Parnassius mnemosyne (clouded apollo), 2349 nucleotides. The record is from the annotation of a GenBank genome assembly. NCBI's taxonomy places the organism in Eukaryota, Metazoa, Arthropoda, Insecta, Lepidoptera, Papilionidae.
AUGACUCCAGAAGAAACUAUAGAAAAGUUAAAGUUAUUAGGUUUAAGUGAGCAGAAAGCAAAAGAAACUUUAAAAAAUGUUAAUGUUACAAAAAUAUUACUUGCCGCGUUGAAUGAGGUAAAUCUUCAAAAUGCACCAGCGGGUGCAGGUAUGUUACUUUACCACCUUGCAACAAAAAUUAAACCACAAAUAACCGAUAAACUCCCGUUUAUCUGUAAGUACAUUGCUGACGGAAAAUUGGAUUCUACCUUAAGGAUUGACGCUGCCAUUGAUUAUCUUCUGAGUUCCGUUAAUGAAACAAAUGUUGAUAUUGCCAAAUUUGAGGCAGCGUGUGGUGUUGGCAUCACAAUAACACCAGAACAAAUCGAACAAGCCGUGGAAAAACAUAUGGCUAAGUAUAAACAAGAGUUAUUAGAAAAAAGAUAUAGAUUCAAUUCUGGUACUAUAAUGCAAGCAGUGAGGGCUGAGUUAUGUUGGGCUGAUGGAAAAGCUAUUAAAAAUGAAGUGGAUAUACAGAUUUUAGAUUUAUUGGGCCCUAAAACAGAAGCUGAUUUAGCACCUAUUCCUAAAACAGAUAAAAAGACGAAAAGUGGGGAUAGUGCAAAGAAGAGCAAGAAAGAAGAUCUGCAGGAAACAAAAGUGCUUGAAAAACCUGAAUCAUUUAUAAGUUCUGGUGGACCAGUAUCAAUAAAUGAUUUAAUGAAAAAACUGCCCUUUCAUGCUCCUGGAGAGAAUUAUAAAACAGAUGGCUAUAUUGUUACUCCAAACACAAAAAGAUUACUUGAAGAACAUUUAAAAAUAACACAAGGAAAAGUACGUACAAGAUUUCCUCCUGAACCAAAUGGAAUCCUACAUAUAGGCCACGCUAAAGCUAUUAACAUAAAUUUUGGAUAUGCAGCAGCGCAUGAUGGAUUGUGUUUUUUAAGGUAUGAUGACACAAAUCCAGAAAAAGAAGAAGAAAAGUUUUUUGUUGGUAUCAAGGACAUGGUGGAAUGGCUAGGAUAUAAGCCAUACAAAAUUACUCAUUCAUCUGACUACUUUGAUCAAUUAUAUAAAUGGGCAGUGCAGUUAAUUAAAAAAGAUCUUGCAUAUGUGUGUCAUCAAAAAUCUGAAGAAAUCAAAGGAUUUAAUCCCCCACCUUCGCCAUGGAGGAAUAGACCUAUUGAGGAGAGCUUACAACUGUUUGAGGAUAUGAAAAAUGGAAAAAUUGACGAAGGAGAUGCCACACUUAGAAUGAAGAUAACUCUAGAAGAAGGCAAACAAGACCCAGUUGCAUACAGAAUUAAAUUUAAACCUCACCAUCGCACUGGCAACAAGUGGUGUAUUUAUCCUACUUAUGAUUAUACUCAUUGCCUUUGUGAUAGCAUUGAGCAUAUUACACAUUCACUUUGCACCAAAGAAUUUCAGUCAAGGAGAUCAUCAUAUUACUGGCUGUGCAAUGCCCUGGACAUUUACUGCCCUGUGCAGUGGGAAUAUGGCCGCUUAAAUGUCAACUACACUGUUGUCUCGAAAAGGAAAAUUGCCAAGCUUAUUGAUGAAGGAAUUGUUAAUGAUUGGGACGACCCACGCCUCUAUACUCUGACAGCACUACGCCGCCGUGGUGUUCCCGCAUCCGCUAUAAAUUCAUUCUGUGCCGGUUUGGGAGUAACGGGAGCUGUGGGGGCAGUUGACCCUACCAUGUUAGACGCAGCUGUGAGAGAUGUGCUUAACGUCACCGCACCCAGAACAAUGGUAGUCCUAGAACCCCUGAAAAUUACAAUAGCUAACUAUAAAGACAAUGCGCCGAAGGAAUAUACAGUACCAGAUUUUCCGAACCAGCCCGAAAAGGGAUCUCAUAAGGUGUUGUUCAACAAAGUGCUGUAUAUAGAAUCCACUGACUUCAAAGAGCAACCGGAGAAGGGUUACCGUCGCCUAACCCCGACACAGUGUGUAGGCUUACGAUACUCCGAAUAUGUUAUAAAGGUAUCAAAAGUUAUUAAAGAUGAUGCUGGUAAGGUUGUUGAGGUUGAGUGCCAAGCUGAACCAGUAACAACCGCAGAGAAACCAAAGGCCUUCAUCCAUUGGGUAUCUGAGCCCAUUGCUGUCGAAGUGCGGCUCUACGAACCUUUAUUCAAACAUAAAAAUCCAGAGGAUCCAAACGAAGUUCCGGGUGGUUUUCUGUCCGAUUGCCGCGAAGACACUUUGAAGGUGGUAGUGGAGGCCUACGCCGAUCAAUCGAUAAAAGUUGCAAAAGUGUAUGACAAGUUUCAGUUCGAGCGAAUCGGAUUCUUUUCCGUUGAUCCUGAUACCUCUUCUGAAAUAAUGGUCUUCAAUAGAACCGUUUCUCUGAAGGAAGAUAUUGGAAAAUAG